Akanthomyces muscarius is the source of this 1626-nucleotide messenger RNA. RefSeq lists its product as uncharacterized. Gene Ontology annotation, cellular component: TORC1 complex; fungal-type vacuole membrane. The transcript has a single exon. The record is from RefSeq and is a predicted model, not a curated record. The coding region runs from base 1 to 1626 and encodes 541 amino acids. Lineage: Eukaryota; Fungi; Ascomycota; Sordariomycetes; Hypocreales; Cordycipitaceae.
AUGGUGCGAGAAAGAGACGGGGACACCGCAUCUGCAGCACCCGAUGGCCAAUCAAAGCAUCGCGACUCCGACACCCAAAGCGAUGUCUCUGCAGCUGCAACCCAUCACCGCAAUAAGCAGCAGCAUCAAAAGCACCACCACGUCGCUGGUCGCCUUCAUGCCCGCGUCCCUUCCUCCAAGGUCCUCCACACAAAGUCGCACCAGCAUGCUCAAGCCGCUCCAAGGCUAACCAGGCGCACGACCUCUCCCGGUGAUCGCGAGUCCAAUCGCCGUCCAAACCACCGCCGCGUUAAUAGCGAAGCUAAGCUGUCGCGGGACAGCUCCUCCUCCAUUCUACCCAAAAGUGCCUCCCAAUCUAGCCUCAAGCGCAACCGCUCCAGCAUCGAAGUGUCCAAGCGCAUCCGGUCGUCUGACAAGCUGCAUCGCAAUACUAGCAGCACUACCGUGAACAAGCAAAAACCUCAUAAAUCCCAAGUGACAUUCGACAUUGGCAUAGAGGAUCCCGAAGACGAAUGGGUUGAUGCGAGCGGUUCCAACUCGCCGCAUAUGUCACGAAAAGGUUCACUUAUCAACAGUGGCCAAUCUUCUCUACAGCGAAACCCCGCUCCCAGCGCCAAUUCUAGACCGCAUACACCAGCCGAGUCUGUGCAGCCCUCCACCACCACUUCACCCUCUGAACAAGAACGACUGCGCCACAAAGAAUAUCUUACAUCCCGCGUGCUGAAGCGAACCAUGUCGCAGGGCGCAACUACGCAGAUGGCUACCCAAAUGGCACAGGCCAGUCUUCCACGUCAUUCUCCCGAAUCAGACGUUCCCAAUGGGUCGCUCUCAACAUCUGGCAACCAAGAUGGGCUGACUUCGAGAUUUGUCGAGACUCCCGGAUCCGGCAUCGUCAGUGAGGGCUCAUUCUACAACCGCCCUGGUAGCUCAAGACAGCUACCGGUUUCGCCCCGAGUGCAUUCUUCUUCAAGCCUGUCGCAGAAUGGCGCAAAGCAACCCAUUUCCGAUAUCGACAAUAGUGCCCUUGUGCCAAAGGCUGCCGGUCGUAGUUCUGCUCCGAAAGCAGGAACAUCUCGAACACAACAGAAGCUGAAUCUUCAGCGCCAAAGCUCUGCUCUUGAACCUGGACAAGCUGUUGGAGCUGUCGGCGGCGUUCCAGGUCCUCUUAUUGGCAUUACUGGUGCAGGCUACGACGGCGCCAGUAGCCGCGAUCCGCGUGUCAACAGACUCAUGGAAAGAGCCGGCAUGGAAUACCUCGUUGUGCGAAGAUGUCAGAAUCCCAUUGCCCGCUCGCUCAACCGGCUCGGUCGACUACCCGAUCUUGGGAAAAGCAAGCGUAUUCCUCGCCCUGCCACACCUCUUGUCAACGGCAAAAGAACAGCACCUGAAGCGCCUGUUCGCCAUGCCCGCAAUGUCAGUAUGCCAGAUCCGAGACAAGCCGCGGCCUCGAGAAGGGUGACGACUAUACGAAGCAGUGGCGCCGGCUCUAGCUUCGAGGGUGAUGACGCAGCCCGCUCGAGUGAAAGAAUGAGCGGUUCAAGCGUGACAGAGGAGACUAACGAUACCGCAACGCUGCUGCGAAACUUGUGGGAAAGGUCGAUGGAAUUGAGCGCGAGCACGGAUUAA